Molecule: messenger RNA, 519 nt
Organism: Effrenium voratum
Lineage: Eukaryota; Dinophyceae; Suessiales; Symbiodiniaceae
Source: the annotation of a GenBank genome assembly
AUGACGAGAACCGACUUGAGUCUAGGCACAGCACAGGCUGAUGAAAGCGUCUUCUACUUCGACGAGACCAGCCAGCGGCCCUGGGAUCAGAUUCUGGCUGCGGACCAGAAGCUCCUGGUGCAGCGAGCGGCCAAGGCCAACAGGUGCAUGGAGGGCGUUUUCGCGGAGCGGCGGGCCAUCGCGGCCGCGGCAGAGAUCACCCCAGAGCAGCGCGUGCAAAGGCGAUGCCAGCAGGAGCUGCAGAGGACGUCUUUCUCCUGGAAUGCGGCGACGAUGGAAGACGUCAUGGCCAACCACCAGAAGCCCUGCAGGGGUCUUUUCUAUGGCAUGGUCUUCCCCUGGUCGGAGCAGACCUUGGAAAGCAUGGGUCCAGCUUGGCUCACCAAGGCUUUUCAUCGAGCUGGCACCAUGGCCGAAGGCAACGAAGUGCUGGAGCUGAAGCUGGACAAGAAGGAUCACAGGUGGCAGAAUGGCGACGUGGUGUGUCAAGGCUUCGGCUUCGUUUGGCUCUUCAAAUGA